CAAGGAAAAUUACAGGACACAAUUAGUACAUUUAAAUGUGCAUAUUUUCCCAGGAGGAUCUGUGUACCCAAUAUUUUGCCAGGCACUCUUCCUCUCUCUGCAAUUUCACAAGAACACUGAAGAAAGUUUGGAUUUUGGAAAGGCAAAUCUGGUGAGUAAUUCGUCUGAAUAUUCAAUGGCUAGUAAGAAGGGGCCAAGACUUUCGGGAAUGCAGAAACAAGUACUUAGUUUAUUCAGGGAAUUUUUACGAGCAGCUCGUUUGAAGCCUCCUGAAGAGCGACACCGGAUUGAGUCAAUUGUCACUAGUGAGUUCCGCUGCAAUUCCAAGCAAAUAGACCGCAAGAACUUCCUCUACAUAGAAUAUCUGAUUCGCCGUGGUAAGAAACAACUUGAUCAGCUUAGAAGUCCUGAUACCAUUGGAUUAUCAUCUUUGAAUGUCAGUUUGUCUGAAAAAGAUUCUAAGCAUUGAGUUUGUGUCUCUAGAAUUUUCAUCCAUCCAUUCUUUAGUUGAUUAUUUUGAGAAAAAGGAAACGUAUGCUUCUAUUGGGAAUUUUACAGUUAAUGAUGUUAACUCUCCACUGCCUCAAAACUCUACAAUGGCCGGAGGAAAGUGUGUUUUGAAAAUAAGAUGGUUUAUAAUUUCUUGUUAAAGGGGUCUUCAAUUUCUCUUGCCUGUAAUUUCCAUUAUGAGAAUCUUGCUAGCACUUACCAAUGAGUAGUUGUAAUGUAGACUGAGAGGCCUCAAAAUCUUGAAAUUUCAAGUUUUGUUUCAGAUUUGAGUUUAGAGUAAAUAAUCAAGUAAAGCCAUAGUUUACUU
This is a messenger RNA of Rubroshorea leprosula, 817 nucleotides long. The record is from the annotation of a GenBank genome assembly. Lineage: Eukaryota; Viridiplantae; Streptophyta; Magnoliopsida; Malvales; Dipterocarpaceae.